GUUCUGUAUUUGUGUAUACCUUGCGAGUUUAUCCGUUGUGUUGGCAAAGAAAAGAUAAUACAAAAAAUACUAGCAUAUCUGGUAAUAAUAAUUGUUGUCAAAGGACAACGAUAUUAUAACCAAUGGCCACAAUCGAUGGAAGACCGGCGCAAUAUGGGGUAUCACUUAAGCAAUUACGCGAUAUCAUGGAGCAUCGCGGCCGCGAAGGCAUAGCGAAAAUCAAUGAAUACGGUGGCAUUCAUGAGCUAUGCAAAAAACUCUACACAUCUCCAAAUGAAGGCCUUAGCGGGUCGAAAGCGGAUGAGGAGCAUAGACGUGAGACUUUCGGCUCGAAUGUAAUACCACCGAAACCGCCGAAAACGUUUCUGACUCUUGUCUGGGAGGCGCUUCAGGAUGUCACACUUAUUAUCUUAGAGGUAGCUGCUCUAGUUUCACUCGGUCUAUCAUUCUAUAAGCCCGCCGAUGAGGAUGCGCCUUUACUUCAGGAGGAGGAUGAACAUCAUGGUUGGAUAGAGGGUCUCGCCAUUCUCAUUUCGGUGAUUGUGGUCGUGAUUGUGACCGCUUUCAAUGAUUACUCGAAGGAACGACAGUUUCGGGGUCUGCAGAAUCGCAUCGAAGGCGAGCACAAGUUCUCCGUGAUUCGAGGCGGCGAAGUCUGCCAGAUAUCGGUUGGCGAUAUUCUAGUCGGCGAUAUUGCUCAAAUCAAGUACGGCGAUCUUUUGCCCGCAGACGGAUGCCUUAUCCAAAGCAAUGAUUUAAAGGUGGACGAAUCAUCGUUGACCGGUGAAUCGGAUCAUGUGAAGAAGGGUGCCGACUCGGAUCCGAUGGUUCUCUCUGGGACCCACGUGAUGGAGGGAAGUGGCAAGAUGGUUGUCACCGCCGUCGGCGUCAAUUCGCAGGCCGGAAUUAUUUUCACGCUGCUCGGCGCCGCCGUCGACGAACAGGAGGCCGAAAUCAAAAAGAUGAAGAAGGAAGCUAAAAAGGCGAGCAAGCAAAAGAGCAAGAGCCUGACAGGUGACACUGAUGGACGUACACCAAUGAAAGCCGUAGCAGCCAAUGCACCAGCAGCUCCUCGAGGAGGAGGCGACGUCAUUAAAUCGGAAUCGGAUGGGAAUCAUGUGCAGCAAUCGUCGACGACAAGUGCCGCCGAAACUGGCCACAAGAAGGAGAAGUCUGUGCUGCAAGCGAAGUUAACCAAAUUGGCGAUACAAAUUGGCUAUGCAGGCUCAACGAUAGCCGUGCUCACGGUUAUCAUAUUGAUAAUACAGUUCUGUGUGAAGACUUUCGUUAUCGAUGAGAAACCCUGGAAGAAUACUUAUGCCAAUAAUCUCGUCAAGCAUUUAAUUAUUGGUGUUACAGUAUUAGUUGUUGCUGUGCCGGAGGGUUUGCCACUCGCUGUCACCCUCUCGCUGGCCUACUCUGUGAAGAAAAUGAUGAAGGAUAAUAAUUUGGUGCGUCAUUUGGAUGCGUGUGAAACAAUGGGAAAUGCGACGGCUAUUUGCUCGGAUAAAACGGGCACUCUGACGACAAAUCGAAUGACUGUCGUCCAAUCCUAUAUCUGUGAGAAACUGUGCAAGGUGUUGCCAACGUUGAACGAUAUUCCGCAGCAUGUUGGCAACCUGAUCACAAUGGGCAUAUCGGUCAAUUCUGCGUAUACUUCCAAUAUAAUGCCUGGACAAAAUGCGGGAGACUUACCCAUUCAGGUGGGCAAUAAAACUGAGUGCGCAUUGCUCGGUUUUGUACAGGCUUUGGGCGUUAAAUAUCAAUCCAUACGCGAUGAAAUACCCGAGGAUCGUUUUACACGCGUCUACACCUUCAACUCGGUGCGCAAAAGCAUGGGAACUGUGAUCCCCCGACCAAAUGGCGGAUAUCGUCUCUACACAAAAGGGGCCUCCGAGAUCAUAAUGAAGAAAUGUUCGUUUAUCUAUGGGCACGAAGGUACGCUGGAGAAGUUCACCCGGGACAUGCAGGAGCGCCUCAUCCGCGAGGUGAUCGAGCCGAUGGCCUGCGACGGUCUGCGCACCAUUUCCGUUGCCUAUCGCGACUUUGUGCCCGGCAAGGCGGCCAUCAACGAGGUGCACAUCGAUGGCGAACCCAAUUGGGAUGACGAGGAGAAUAUUAUGACAAACCUGACCUGUCUGUGUGUGGUGGGCAUUGAAGAUCCCGUCCGACCGGAGGUGCCUGACGCCAUUCGCAAGUGCCAAAGGGCGGGCAUCACAGUCCGUAUGGUCACCGGUGACAAUAUUAAUACGGCCCGUUCCAUUGCUGGGAAAUGCGGCAUUCUACGGCCAAACGAUGAUUUCCUCAUUUUGGAGGGCAAAGAAUUCAAUCAGCGCAUUCGCGACAGCAAUGGUGAUAUCCAGCAGCAUCUGCUUGACAAGGUCUGGCCCAAAUUGCGAGUUCUUGCCCGCUCCUCACCCACCGACAAGUAUACCCUAGUCAAAGGCAUGAUCGAUAGCACAGUGACGGAUAAUCGGGAGGUGGUCGCUGUGACGGGGGAUGGCACCAACGAUGGACCCGCUCUCAAGAAGGCCGACGUUGGCUUCGCAAUGGGCAUUGCUGGUACCGAUGUGGCCAAGGAAGCCUCCGACAUCAUCCUCACCGAUGACAACUUCAGCAGCAUUGUGAAGGCGGUGAUGUGGGGACGAAAUGUUUACGAUUCGAUUGCGAAGUUUCUCCAGUUUCAGCUAACGGUGAAUGUUGUUGCCGUCAUUGUUGCAUUUAUUGGUGCCUGUGCCGUUCAGGAUUCUCCACUCAAGGCCGUGCAAAUGUUAUGGGUGAAUCUGAUUAUGGACACACUGGCCUCUCUCGCCCUGGCAACGGAAGUGCCCACACCGGAUCUACUGCUCCGAAAGCCAUAUGGACGCACAAAACCGUUAAUAUCGCGCACAAUGAUGAAGAACAUAUUGGGACAGGCCCUAUACCAGUUGGUCAUCAUCUUCGGACUGCUCUUUGUGGGUGACUUAAUACUAGAUAUUGAGUCCGGUCGUGGACAAGAUUUGAAUGCUGGACCCACACAACAUUUCACGAUCAUCUUCAACACGUUUGUUAUGAUGACUCUUUUUAAUGAAAUCAAUGCAAGAAAAAUUCACGGACAGCGUAACGUUGUCGAGGGCCUCUUCACCAAUCCCAUUUUCUACACCAUCUGGAUAUUCACAAUGAUUUCGCAGGUUCUUAUUAUUCAGUAUGGCAAAAUGGCUUUCUCAACCAAGGCUCUUUCGCUGGACCAGUGGCUGUGGUGCGUCUUUUUUGGCAUUGGUACUCUUGUCUGGGGCCAGUUGAUCACCUCGGUGCCCACUAGAAAGCUGCCUAAAAUCCUAUCGUGGGGUCGCGGACAUCCCGAGGAAUAUACAGAUGCGAUGAAUUUGGGUGAAGAACGAUUCGAUUCGAUUGAUUCGGACAAGAAGCCGAGAGCUGGACAAAUUCUAUGGAUUCGCGGCUUGACUCGUCUGCAAACCCAAUUGCGGGUGAUUCGUGCUUUCCGCUCGAACCUGGAAGAUCUUAGCGAACGCCGCUCGAUGCACAGUUUGCACAGCUUGCGUACGCCACGGACGGCAGCCAGUAAUGCUGCUGUCGGUCAUCCUCUCUACAAUAUAAAUCUGUUGAGCCCCAAUUACAGCAGCAACGCCAGCAAACAGCAGCACCCGCAGUCGCAGUCAACGCAGAAGCCAACGUCGCAGCAGCAGCAAAAGCAGCAGCAUUUAUCAAACGCAACCCUGUCUCCGCUGCCUGCGGACAUAUCUUACAUUGACGAAGAUCCGCAGCAGCAGUCGCAGUCACAGCAACAACGCAAUUUAAGAAAUGGCUGUCCAACUACCUCAACACACACAAACUCAUCCGCUUCACAUUCAUAUUCGCCGGCUGCUUCUGGCGGCGGCGGCUUUUCUGACGUCGUCCGCAAUUUGCAGCAACUGAGCGAACAGCACAAAAAUGGACAGAACGAAACACGAAUUUAAAAAAGAAAACAAAACAUGAAAACUCGGCAUGCUUGUGUCUGUGUGUAGAAAAGUAACUCACACACACCACAAAUCUAUCGCCAUGAGUUAUACACACAAAGACACAAAUUUAUAUACAUAUACAAACAUAUGUAGUUGCCGUUUAGUCAGCGUGUGUUGUUUUAUAUUUUUCUUAUUUCUACCGUUGCCCGAUAAUUAUGUACUUUAAUUAAGAUAAUUAAUUUAACGAUUAACGUUUAACGCUUAGCAACAAUUUUUGUUAUAUAUGUAUAUUUAAACGCAUGAUUUUGUAUACUUUUAAUGUUUAUGAUUUUUCGUUUUUGUAUAAACAUCAUUAAUAAUAUUACUAUUAUAUUAUUGCGGAACUCGUAUUACUAACUUAAUGAACAAAAUACCAACAACAAUCAAAA
Molecule: messenger RNA, 4366 nt
Organism: Drosophila grimshawi
Lineage: Eukaryota; Metazoa; Arthropoda; Insecta; Diptera; Drosophilidae
Gene: PMCA
Product: plasma membrane calcium-transporting ATPase 1
Exons: 17
Coding region: 123-3956 (1277 amino acids)
Biological process (GO): regulation of cytosolic calcium ion concentration; calcium ion transmembrane transport
Cellular component (GO): membrane; intracellular membrane-bounded organelle
Molecular function (GO): P-type calcium transporter activity; ATP hydrolysis activity; ATP binding
Source: RefSeq, a predicted model, not a curated record